AUGAAUAAAUUUUUAACUUUUGAGCAAUUUCCACGGGCAAUAUUCGAAAGACAUCCAAUUGAUUGCGAUAUAAAAGACGAUUUCAUGCUAAUUCUUGAUAAUGGAGGACAGUUUUUGCUAUAUUCCACAAAAACUGAUAAAUUAGUUAGAUUAGCAUUAACAGAUAAGUCAAUUGUCUCUCCUCCAUAUCAUGUAGCAUUAUCUCCUUCAAAUUCUCAUGCAGCUGUUGCAUGCGAAGAUGGUUCUUAUUCAAUUUUCGAUAUAACGAAUGCUAAGCUACUGAAAUCAUUUCCCAAAGCGAGAAAAGCUGGGAUUAAGCAGAUUAUGUAUUUAGGAGAAAACCAAAUCGUGAUUUUAGAUUCAAAUAAUUCUCUGACUCUGACAAAGAUAUCAAUCGGAUUAUUCGGCGUUUCUGCAAAAGACUUCGUUAUUUGUACAUUCCAAACUCCUCCAAUAUCGUUAAUUCCUGUAAAUUUUCCAAAUAAUUUAUCAAACUUCACGCAGAAAUUACAAAACUUAAUACUUGUAACAACAAAUGAGAAGUUUGUUGUUCUAAAUUGCGAGAGUUCAAAAGUUUUAGCAAGUAUUCCAAUAGAAAGCGCGAUUCCAACUUAUUCUUUAAAUCAACCUGAUGUUUUACAAAUAGGACUUGCAUCAAAGAACUUAGCAGUCGUUUACACUCUGAAUGGAUUCAAUUUAACCGAGAUUUCUCAUUGUCAGAUUAAUAAUAUUUCUCCACGAUGCUGUAAUUUCAUCAGAGAUGAUCUAUUACUUGUUACAUCAUUUAAUAACUCGUUUUACGUAUUCAAUUCUUCAAAUCCUACGACUCCACAAGUUUUUUCAGAUGAUAAUUUGUCUCAAGCCAUUUACGUGCCAAAUCCAAUUGAUAAAACAUUAUACAUAGCUAAGGAAAGUUCAUUAUUCGCCAUAAAACAGCGUACUUUCGUUGAAAAUUGUUCGACCAUUCAAGAUUACAAAAAUUUAUAUGAGAUUUCGGAACAAUUUUCGAAAGGUAACAUAGUUUCAGGCAGCGACAGUUGCUUACCAUUUGAAACUCGCACAGAAAUCAUUCAAUCAGUAUUUUCCAAGUAUUUUGUCGCAAAUAAAGCAUCGCAAGACAUAAUAGAGCUUAUAAUUAAAACAUCUAAAGAGUUUUCUCUCAGAAGAUUACCUUCAAUACUUGCUUUGAAUGAAUUUAAAAAUAAUAUUAAAGAAUUUGCUAAUUUAAUACCAAAAUACGAUCCGGAUGCAAGUAUUUUCUAUUACCCAACACAGUUCAGUAACUUGUUGUGUGAAAAUACGGAUUCAAAUCCGGAAUUUAUUCGAAAUUUACCUUCAUUGUCACUUUUUACAAAAUCUGUCUUCUUUUUAAGGACAGGAAACACCAAAGAAGCUUUAGCAACUAUAGAACAACUUGAUACUCCAACAGCUUAUAAUCUUUCUGUAAAUUUGGAUGAUUCAUCAGAAUCUUUGCCAACUCUCUUAAGAACACAGGCCAACUCUAUUACAGAUGCAACAAUAUGCGUAUCAAAGGCCUUGAGGUUGAAUGAUUUGCUCAGAAUCUUCCAAAACAGAGGUGAAUCCGAAAUUUGCCAAAUUUUAUCUUUUUGUGAGAAAAUUACCCUUAUGACACAAGGGAAACCAUACGACCUCGACGUAUUUUGCCAAAAAAUACUCGAAUUCGCAAUUUACGUCAAAUCUCCUCAAAUCACAAAAUUCUGUGUUGAAAAAGCCAUCAAAUACGCGAAGAAUUUGCCUGACCAAUUAACAACUUUCGUUCUGAGAGAGAUUUUCAAUAAAAACAGUGAAAAAGAAAUCUCUCAAUUUUUGAAUCAAAACGGUUACUCAGAAUUUUUGAGAAAGUUACAACCAAUUAUAGUUAAAGCCGGUUUUGAUAAUGUAGAAGAGCUUAUCUAUAGAAAACUGAAUGAUUUGAACAGAUUAAUUAAGUUUUUAUUCAUAAAAGACAGAAAAUCAGAAAUUUUCCAAGUAAUUUCCGAAAAAUCACAAACAAAAGCAGUUGAUGAUGCCAUAGUAGAGAACUGUGAGCUAUUGCUAUCAGUAGAUCAGCUUAAAUUAGCUGGUUUAAUGAAAAAUCAGGAAAUUUCAAACCAAAUUUACUCAAAACUUCCUGGAGACAAGAAAUUUGCAUUUGCACACAGUCUUUGUGAAACAAACAAGAAGUUAUUCGCAAGUUUACCGCUUAUUAAUGAAGAUUAUGUAAAUUACACGAAAUUCCUCAUAAAAUUCCACAAAAACGAAACGAUCAAGUUUAUUUCAGAGCGUUUCGACAUCAUGUCACCAAGUCUUCUCGUGGAAUUUGAGCGGGAACGAAUGUUUGACUGUGCGAUCUCAAUUUCUGUUUCUAUGAAUGAUCCAUUGCUUAUUCUGCAAUAUUCUCAAAGCGCUUUGAGAGAUUUCCUUGUUACAAUGACUUUUUGCGAUGUAAAUUUAUUGAAUGAUUUCCAACAAAAGUCAUUUAACGUCAUCAAUGAAACAAAGAAGUAUUUUAUUGAUUCUACAUCUGUUUAUUCGAUUCUGAAGUCUUUUGAAAUACCUUUCUUCUGUUUAUCGAAUAAUCAAACAGAUAAAUACUUCAUUGAACGUUCCACAGCCAUUUCUGUUGUUUACAAGUCAUCCUACAAGAUGAUCCCGCAGAAUUUUGCUUUUCCUGUCCUUAAUAACGUAAUAAUUCUUUCUUAUUCUGAUUCUUCUUUAUCAGGAUUCAGAAAUUUCAUUCCAAAAUACAUUCAAAAGUGUAUUGAAUCAGGAGACAUAAAUCAUAAUGAUAUCAGAGAAUCUGCUGGUGAUCCACUUUUAAAUAUAUUUUUAUCUAUGACUUCUUAG
Molecule: messenger RNA, 2847 nt
Organism: Trichomonas vaginalis G3
Lineage: Eukaryota; Parabasalia; Trichomonadida; Trichomonadidae
Product: cytoskeletal protein binding
Exons: 1
Coding region: 1-2847 (948 amino acids)
Biological process (GO): protein targeting to vacuole; endosomal vesicle fusion
Cellular component (GO): late endosome; HOPS complex
Molecular function (GO): protein binding
Source: RefSeq, a predicted model, not a curated record